CUCUCUCCCUCCCCCUCCCUCCCUCUCCCUCCCUACGGGUCAUGAGGCUCCAGUGGUGGGUCUUCUUCGGUAAGGUCGCAUCUGGACUCGCCUCUCCAGCAUCCCGCAGCCAGACACACACGUGUCCGCUCCGUCAGUCCGCCGCUAGCAUGGCAGAGGAAGCGAAGAAACUGGCCGCUUACGCCGCCGUGGACAACCACGUCCAGAACAACCAGGUGGUUGGAGUUGGCAGCGGAUCAACCAUUGUCUACGCUGUGGACAGAUUAGCUGAGAGAGUGCGUCAGGAGAAACUCAACAUCGUGUGUGUGCCCACUUCCUUCCAGGCUCGUCAGCUGAUUCUGCAGCACGGCCUCACGCUGUCGGAUCUGGACCGGCACCCAGAGCUGGACGUGGCGAUUGACGGAGCGGAUGAAGUGGACGUAGACCUGACGCUGAUAAAGGGUGGAGGCGGCUGCCUGACGCAGGAGAAGAUUGUCGCCGGCUGCGCGAAACACUUCGUUGUCAUUGCCGACUACAGGAAGGACUCUAAGACUCUGGGCCAGCAGUGGAAGAAGGGAGUUUCUAUUGAGGUGAUCCCCAUGGCGUACGUUCCCAUCUCCAGGAUGAUAGCCAAACGUUUCGGAGGGGAGGCAAACCUGAGGAUGGCUGUCAGUAAAGCAGGUCCUGUGGUCACCGACAACAGCAACUUCAUCCUGGACUGGAAGUUUGAGCGCGCUGAGAACUGGAAGGAAGUCAACACCGCGAUCAAGAUGAUUCCAGGUGUGGUGGAGACGGGGCUUUUCGUCGGCAUGGCCGAACGGGCCUACUUCGGGAUGGAGGAUGGGACCGUACAGGUUCGAGAUCCUCCAGUCAACUAAGGAGUCUGUCAUCAUAUUCACCUCACACCUCACAUAAUUACCUCACUUCACCCCACAAGUGCCGUGUUCUCGAUUUCCACCCGGCUGCAUUUGGCCGGAGCUGCACAACUGGACAAAAAACUGUCGCCAGGAAGUUUUCACAAAUUUCAAAACCAGUCACUGCUGAGGAUCACUUAGUUUUUCUCCUCCUGCAAGUGGUGCUUCUGACACUGAGUUUUAAAGUGCCUGAUGACUAAAGUCAAGUGCAUCUGAUGUAUACGUUUUUUUUCCAGUCUGUAUUAGUGCUCAGUUGGUCUCACUGGGAAUGUUGUUUUUUCCUGUAAUUAGCGGGUUUGACUGAAAGUCUGCAGAGCUGCUGUUCCCAACUUGCUUGGUGAGUUGCUGCAACACGCGGUUUGAACAAUACAGCAGAGAAACAAACAAAAACCAGUCCUCAUACAGUAGAAAGUUACCGAUCGGCCUCUGUACCAGCAAUGGGUUUAGAACUUGGAACCACCAAACAAAAGGCUCUUUGUAAGAGCUGUUUUAUCUCUGCAAUGUGCUUUUUCUCAGUGUGGCAGCACAGUUCCUUCCUCCUCUUUGUUUUAUCUCAGGGACAUACUGGUUUGUUUGUUUGUUCAGCCGCAUGUGCCAACACAGUUGCGUCCUCUUUUACCUGGAAUUGCAUUUAAUGAAGCAUUCUGGACGGCCGUGCUGGUUUUGACAGGUUUAAUUUAACGUGCGUGUUCCCUCACAGAAAAACAAACCACUGACUAUAUUCCUUCAUGCCUGUGGGUUACUUUGUUGUACGAGAUAUUGUUCCUAACACAUGCCCAUCUGUUCACACACUUCUUGUGCCACCAACUCAAUUUGAGAUAUAGCUGUAAAGAGAGGGACGGGCAUCACUUUGAGGAAGUUAUGACGGGCAGGUGUGUGCGAUUAAAAUCUAAUGUUGCUCAAAUCAGAACCAACAGCAACAUAAGUACAUUUUAUGUGCCUUGGAACGCCAAAGUUCCUAUCAUAAUUAAAUCUUUCAAAUCAUUUCAAGAAAUUGGAAGUCAGUGACAUGUGUUUUAAGUCUAUAGCAUUGAACUGUUGUUGCAUCGUCUCAAAUAUUUUACUAUUUUUACUAAUUUGUUUAAAAAUUGUGAUUAUUUUUGUAAACAUGAUUCAUAAUGUUCAUUUUGGAAUGCAGCUAUUCACUUUGCUUUUGGCUCAUGAUGCUGUAUGUUAUUAUGUUUCUAUAUUCUAUGUUUUCUUAUGUACAUCGCUGAGAGACUGUCUACACACCGCUGUGAUUAUGUUCUAUUAAAGUCUACUUCUCAUGAAUUUAUGUGGAAGCGGAUGAAUUUGAGACUGCAUCAGACUCAGUGGUGUGUCAACAAACUCAAAUGUUGAACUGAGACGUGACCAAUACAAGUUGUACACCAUUAUUACUUUCUUUAUCAAUUGGCUGAUUUUUUUUGCUGUGACGGUACUAUUUUCUUUGUCAACCAAUACAGAACCAUGAUAACUAA
Messenger RNA from Cyclopterus lumpus (lumpfish), 2353 nucleotides. RefSeq names its product ribose 5-phosphate isomerase A (ribose 5-phosphate epimerase) (gene rpia). The coding region runs from base 42 to 857 and encodes 271 amino acids. Gene Ontology annotation, molecular function: ribose-5-phosphate isomerase activity. Gene Ontology annotation, biological process: D-ribose metabolic process; pentose-phosphate shunt, non-oxidative branch. Gene Ontology annotation, cellular component: intracellular membrane-bounded organelle. Lineage: Eukaryota; Metazoa; Chordata; Actinopteri; Perciformes; Cyclopteridae. The transcript is spliced from 9 exons. The record is from RefSeq and is a predicted model, not a curated record.